Molecule: messenger RNA, 1436 nt
Organism: Thermothelomyces thermophilus ATCC 42464
Lineage: Eukaryota; Fungi; Ascomycota; Sordariomycetes; Sordariales; Chaetomiaceae
Exons: 2
Coding region: 302-1129 (275 amino acids)
Molecular function (GO): oxidoreductase activity
Source: RefSeq, a predicted model, not a curated record
UGAAACCAAUCGGGGCAGCGCCGAGAUCUUGGCGUACGUAGGAGAUUUCCAUGCCGGCGCCAACACAUCAGACAACGCCCAGUAUUAAUCGUCUGCAUACGACUCGCUUUUCACCGGGGCCCGGUUGGCCGAGAAAGAGAACAGGAAAAAAACGAAGGAGGAAACGCAUCCAGAUCCUGCCGAUCACACAACAGCAAACGCCGAAACAGUUUAACGCCUAAGCCCCGAAAAGCCGUUGAUAAAUUACAACGUGAAUUACAGAUACCUUCGUUUUCCGUCGUGUAUCUUGUUUUUCAAGGACAUGGGCCAGCAAACUCGUGUGGCGGUCGUGACGGGCACGAAUCGCGGCAUUGGCCUCGCCAUCCUGCGAACGCUCGCCUCAGGCUGGGCCGGGCCGCUAGUGGUCUAUGCGGCGAGCCGGAGCGGGACGCUGCCCAGCGGCGUGUCGGCGCAGCCGCACGUCAAGGUGCUCCCGGCCAGGCUGUCGCUGCGCGACCCGGACUCGAUCGAGGCGCUCGCGUCGCGCGUGGCCAAGGAGCAGGGCGUGGUGGACGUGCUCAUCAACAACGCGGGCGUGUACCACUACCGCGAGGGCAUCAGCGACGAGGAGCGGGCCGAGACGCUCGAGACCAACCACCGGGGCACGCUGCGCAUGUGCCAGGCCUUCCUGCCCCUGAUGCGCAGGCCGGGCGGGCGCGUCGUCAACGUCUCGUCGCAGGCCGGGCGGCUGCGCUGGUUCGCGCCGCACCUGCGCCCGCGCUUCCUCGCCAAGGACCUGACCCUUGACGCGCUCGACUCGCUGGUGCGCGAGUACGACGCGGCGGCGGCCCGCGGCGACGAGGUCCGGCUCGGCUGGCCGGCCCAUGCCUACUCGGUCAGCAAGGCGGCCCUCAACGCCUCCACCCGCAUCCUGGCCAAGGAGCACCCGGGCGUGCUCAUCAACUGCUGCUGCCCCGGCUGGGUGUCGACGGACCUCGGCGCCCAGGCCGGCCCGCCGCCCAAGACCCCCGAGGAGGGCGCCCGCAUCCCGCUCCACCUUGCUUUUGGAGACAUUGGCGACGUGACCGGGCGUUACUGGGCCAACGAUUCGACUGCAGACACUGGCGUGGGAAAGGUACAGCAGCCGUGAGAUGAGGCUCGUCAAGGAAGGGGAAAAAGGGGGGGGGGAGGACCGGGGGGGUACGUACACUGCCGUGUACACUAACACUGGAAGGUGUGGGGAGGAAAGAAAUGCCGGUGGAGAGGGAAGGGAAGGGUUAUUGCUGACUCAGAUUCCCCCCGCAUAACAGAUGCGGUGCGGUACUGUCGUAUAGAUGUAUGCAGUCCCUUACACUUGUUUGGUUGUAUAAUGUUCGUAACCUUCGAGUAUGUAUGUAUUUCGCACUACAUUUCGUUACCGUAUGUAUUUACCUGUAUGAAUGUAUGGAAUGUACGGA